This is a messenger RNA of Lolium rigidum, 605 nucleotides long. RefSeq lists its product as uncharacterized. Lineage: Eukaryota; Viridiplantae; Streptophyta; Magnoliopsida; Poales; Poaceae. The transcript is spliced from 3 exons. The coding region runs from base 24 to 440 and encodes 138 amino acids. The record is from RefSeq and is a predicted model, not a curated record.
AGGACAAUGGGAGACUCAUCACAAUGGACCACGGCGGGCUGGGGUACGCUGGCAUCGACGGCACGGACUUGAUCCUGUUUUCAGGGGAGACCGGCGCCGGAGGAGAAACCGUGGGAUGGGCACAACACAGGGUGAUCGACCUCAACUCGCUGCUCCCUGACGGUGCCCUCUCGGAUCCAGAAUUCGCUGGUGGUAGGCUGCUCAACCCACGUGUGAAUGGCUUUGCGGAGGGCACCCAAGUGAUUUUCAUCGGCACUAGUGUUUGUGUCUACAUGGUCGAGCUCGACUCUGGGCGAGUGACAAAGGUGCUUGAUCACGAUGCGGAUGUGGUUCCCUACAUGAGCUUCUGCAUUCCAGUCUUUUCAGCCAUGGAAGCAGCUUCUUCAAGCCGGCGAAAAUUGAGUUGGUAUUUCAAGUGUAUGCCAAACUCUAGACGCUGAAGGGCUUCUGGACCAACAACGGAGGUGGUGAUAGUAGUGUGAGAUCGAUAUGGCACAGAUGUGGCUUGAAUCUGUGAGUUUACUGCUCAUAUUAGUCUUGAUUUUUAUGAAACUUUGCUUACCAGGUUGUAUUAUUUGUGAGCUUGCUCGCUGGUGUCAGUUCUA